AUGUCGAGCUCAGAGAUCAAUCAGGUGCUCGCCAACUCGCUGUCUCCGGACGUGAUUCCCAACCCUGCUAACCGAGUUCCUUGCUCAGACGCGAACCUGCGAAAUGCUGCCGAGCAGCAGCUGAACCAGGCCGCGGAGAGUAACUUCCCGCUCUACCUGGCGACCCUGGUACAAGAACUUGCCAACGAACAAGCCGACCCGCCCAUCCGAGUCGCCGCCGGCUUGGCCCUGAAGAACGCCUUCACAGCCCGCGACUAUGAGCGUCUGCAAGAACUUCAAACCAAAUGGCUGCAGCAGACUGACGAGGACACCAAGACGCGCGUCAAGCAACUCACCCUGCAAACGCUCUCUUCCAACACCGCCCAGGCCGGCAAUGCUGCUGCCCAAGUCAUCUCUUCUAUUGCUGCCAUCGAGCUGCCUCGCAACCAGUGGAGUGACUUGAUGCCCUUCUUGGUCAAAAACGUUACGGACGGCGCCGAUCACCAGAAACAGGCCUCCUUGACUACCAUCGGUUACAUCUGUGAAAGCUCCUACUCGGAACUUCGGGUUGCCCUCGUCUCUCACUCAAACGCCAUCCUGACUGCCGUGGUUCAGGGAGCCAGAAAAGAAGAGUCCAACAAUGAGGUUCGGUUGGCCGCCAUCACCGCCCUCGGCGACUCGUUGGAGUUCGUUAGCAGCAACUUCAAGCAUGAGGGAGAGCGGAACUACAUCAUGCAGGUGGUCUGCGAGGCCACUCAGGCCGAGGACUCGCGCAUCCAACAGGGAGCCUUUGGCUGUCUGAACAGAAUCAUGGCACUGUACUACGACAACAUGCGCUUCUACAUGGAGAAGGCCCUGUUCGGCCUGACUAUUCUGGGCAUGAAGUCUGACGACGAGGACGUUGCCAAGCUUGCUGUCGAAUUCUGGAGUACCGUCUGCGAGGAGGAGAUCAACAUUGAAUACGACAAUGCUCAGGUUGAGCGAUCAGACCAGAUGCGCAACUUCUACAACUUUGCACGCGUUGCCGCCAACGAGGUCGUCCCCGUGCUGUUGUCGCUGCUCACGAAACAGGACGAGGACGCCACCGAUGACGAGUACAACAUCUCCCGCGCUGCUUAUCAGUGCCUGCAGCUCUACUCGCAGGCCGUUGGUGCUAGCAUCAUCACCCCAGUCUUGCAGUUUGUCGAGGCAAACCUGCGCUCCGAGGAUUGGCACUUCCGCGACGCUGCUGUCUCGGCUUUUGGCGCCAUCAUGGAGGGUCCGGAUGAGAAGGUCCUGGAUCCCAUCGUCAAACAGGCUCUUCCCAUCUUGAUCACCAUGAUGGAUGAUCAGUCUUUUCAGGUCAGGGACUCGACGGCUUUCACUCUGGGGCGCGUUACGGAUGCGUGUGCAGAGGCCAUCGAUCCGGUCCAGCAACUCCCUACUCUCAUCGAGUCGUUGUUCAAGGGUCUCAUGAGCAACGCCAAGAUGGCGCCUUCGUGCUGCUGGGCUCUCAUGAACCUGGCUGAACGAUUCGCCGGCGAUGACGGGGCUGCUUCCAACCCCGUGACGCCUCAUUUCAACCAGGCGGUCAGCUCAUUGCUCGACGUCACGGCCAGACAGGACGCCGAGACUUAUGUGCGCACCGCCGCCUACGAGGUGCUCAACGUCUUCGUGCAAAGCUCUGCUUCGGACAGUCUGCAGGCCAUUGCGUCGCUGUCCGACGUCAUCAUCAAGCGUCUUGAGGAGACUGUUCCGCUGCAGUCACAGGUUGUCAGCGUAGAGGACAAGAUUACCCUCGAGGAGAUGCAAAACAGCCUGUGCACAGUUUUGCAGGCCAUUGUCAUUCGACUUGACAAGGACAUCGCGCCUCAAGCCGACCGCAUCAUGCAGAUCUUGCUCCAAAUUCUAAACAGCGUCGGAGGCAAGUCCAGCGUCCCCGAGGCUGUUUUCGGAACAAUCUCUGCCCUCUCCACGACAAUGGAGGAGGACUUUAUCAAGUACAUGGAUGCCUUUGCUCCUUUCCUCUACAAUGCUCUGGGAAACCAGGAGGAGCCCAGUCUUUGCUCCAUGGCUAUUGGUCUGGUCAGUGAUAUUACUCGCUCCAUGGGAGAGCGCAGCCAACCUUUCUGCGACAACUUCAUGAACUACCUCCUCAACAAUCUAAGAAGUACUUCUCUCUCCAACCAGUUCAAGCCGGCUAUUCUUCAAUGCUUUGGCGACAUUGCCGGUGCCAUUACUGGGCACUUUGAGACAUAUCUAUCUGUGGUAGCUCAGGUUCUGGAGCAGGCAGCAACCGUCACUGCUGCACCCGACGGCCCCAUUGAGAUGGUUGACUACGUUAUUUCUCUACGUGAAGGUAUCAUGGAUGCCUGGGGAGGCAUCAUUGGUGCUAUGAAGUCCAGCAACAAGACGCAAACUCUUCAGCAAUACGUCCCCGCCAUCUUCAACUUGCUUGGCCAGAUUGCCAACGACACCAUUCGAAGCGAGGGGCUGCUGCGCGCGAGCAUGGGUGUUAUUGGUGAUCUCGCCGACGCCUAUCCCAACGGUGAGCUGGUGGACGCGUUCCGUCAGGAGUGGUUGACUGCUAUGAUCAAGGAGACCAAGACCAACCGCGAAUUCAAGCCGCAAACCAUUGAGACUGCUCGCUGGGCACGGGAGCAAGUCAAGCGUCAGCUUGGAGGUGCUCAAACCGUCAUGUCUUGA
Molecule: messenger RNA, 2664 nt
Organism: Metarhizium album ARSEF 1941
Lineage: Eukaryota; Fungi; Ascomycota; Sordariomycetes; Hypocreales; Clavicipitaceae
Product: Armadillo-type fold protein
Exons: 6
Coding region: 1-2664 (887 amino acids)
Biological process (GO): protein import into nucleus
Cellular component (GO): cytoplasm; nucleus
Molecular function (GO): small GTPase binding; nuclear import signal receptor activity
Source: RefSeq, a predicted model, not a curated record